Messenger RNA from Vicia villosa (hairy vetch), 1455 nucleotides. RefSeq lists its product as uncharacterized. Gene Ontology annotation, molecular function: nucleic acid binding. The record is from RefSeq and is a predicted model, not a curated record. Bases 1 to 1455 code for a protein of 484 amino acids. Gene Ontology annotation, biological process: DNA integration. The transcript is spliced from 7 exons. NCBI's taxonomy places the organism in Eukaryota, Viridiplantae, Streptophyta, Magnoliopsida, Fabales, Fabaceae.
AUGGUGACUGAAGGAAUUGUACUAGGUCAUAAGAUAUCUUCAAGAGGACUUGAAGUGGACCAAGCCAAGGUGGAGGUAAUCUCAAAACUUCCGCCUCCAAUAAACAUCAAAGGAGUAAGAAGCUUUUUGGGUCAUGCGGGAUUUUAUAGACGUUUCGUCAAAGACUUUUCGAAGAUUGCCAAGCCCUUGAGUAACUUACUCAACAAAGAUCAUUUAUCUCGCCUAGUCAAUGUAAAUGUUACCAACCAAGAGGCCGAAAUAAAUGAUGAAUUUCCGGAUGAACAGCUUUUUCAAGUUCAAAUAAGACCUUGGUUCGCUGAUCUUGCUAAUCAUAAAGCAACCGGUAUGAUACCGGUGGACUUUGAUUGGAAUAAAAAGAAAAAGUUGUUAUCCAAUGUGAAGUACUAUUUGUGGGAUGAUCCAUACUUGUUUAAGAUAGGUGCGGAUGGAAUAUUAAGACGGUGUGUUACGGAAGAGGAAGCCCAACAAAUCUUGUGGCACUGUCAUAAUUCUCCUAGUGGUGGGCAUUUUAACGGAUGGAGAACGACAACAAAAGUCCUCCAAUCCGGGUUUUUCUGGCCAACAGUUUUCGAAGACGCCCAUCACCAAAGAAAGAAUUGUGAUAAAUGUCAAAGAGUUGGUGGGAUAAGUAAACGGGAUAAGAUGCCACUUCAAACCAUGAUUGAGGUUGAAGUUUUUGAUUGUUGGGGUAUCGAUUUUAUGGGACCGUUUCUUCCAUCAUUUGCUAAUGAAUAUAUUCUAGUUGCAGUGGAUUAUGUUUCCAAGUGGGUAGAAGCCAUCGCCACACCAAAGGCGGGAACCAAAAUAGUGUUGAAAUUUUUAAACCGAAACAUCUUUACACGUUUUGGCAUGCCUAGAGUGAUAAUAAGCGAUGGCGGAUCCCAUUUUGUUAACGAGCAAGUAGCAAAAGUUCUGGAUAAGUAUGGUAUCAACCAUAAGAUUGCACCACCUUAUCACCCCCAAACCAACGGAACAGCAUACAAAGCACCAACUGGUUCCUCUCCUUUUCAGAUGGUUUAUGGUAAGGCAUGCCACCUACCAGUGGAGGUGGAACACAGGGAACUAUGGCCCUUGAGAUUUUUCAAUAGGGAUGAUACUUUGGCUUAUAAGAAAAGGAGGAAUCAAAUCCAUGAGCUUGAAGAGUUUCGGUUAAGACUUUUCCUUAGAAAGUUAAAGUCUAAAUGGUCAGGACCUUUCAAGUAUGAUUUAGAGAAGGUACACGCUCUUAAACCAAAGAUUUCAUGCAAGGAUGCCAAGACACCAUGGUUAGGGUUUAAUGGAGUGUAUGGCUCGGGUUUUGAAAGUGCAGAAUUUUCCAUGGGAAAAUUCGCAGCAAAAUCCGCGGCAGAAUUGGUAGAUGAAUCCGCAGGAAACAAGUCUUUUAUAUUAACAAAGAGAAUAAACAACAUAAGUGGCCAAAGACUUGUGGAUUGA